UGUCAUAAUUUUAUUGUUACUGAUUGUUUUCUGUUCUUCCAUCGUUUUUUGCAUUUUCACGUUUGCGUGGUUGCAUUUUUCGCGGAGAAUAGUUGCGAUUCAUAUGGAUCUUUGUCAAGAUAUGGUUACAUAAAAGUGUAAUUUUUUUUCCUUCAAAUCCUUUGUUAAUACUUUUUGCAAUACUCAUCGUGGACGGCAUUGAAAAAUACCUUCCAUUUUUGUACCACCAUGGAAAAACACGACGAAAUAAACAAUAAAAACGUGCCGCGAAGUCUCGUUGGCGAUUACGGCACAUCAGAUUCUGAGUCGGAAGAUAUUGAAGGAGCUUCGAGUGGACAAAUCGGCAGUGAAGAAUACGAUCACACGGAACAUAGUGAAAUGGUUUUAAAAAAUAACAUUAUAAAUGCUUGCGCCCACGGCCCGUUGUCAUCCGCGGCAGAGAGAGAUACAAAAUCUGCAACAAAUAUGAUAAUAGAUGAUUCGGACAGUGAUGUAGUUAAUUAUGAAGUGACUGAAUAUAGAGAUGUUGAUAGUGAAUCUUAUUCCACCCCAUCGAGCGACUCCAGCGACGAUGAGGGUUGGAAUGAGACUGUGGAGAGUAAUAAUUCUAGUGGUGAUGAAGAUGGUGACAAUAAACCAAGUAAAGUGGAACCAAUAAAGGUUCAUGGAGAAUUGGGUCUGGAUGACCUGCCGCCCAUUGAAGACCUUGCCAUCAGCCUGCCGGCCCAGGAUACCACCAAGAUAGGCACCAUCCUAAACAUUGUAGAUAGAUUAGUGAUAAUUCGUGCGAUGCCGGAAACACCGGCCGUUGAUUUAGAGAGCAUAUUGUUCCUUGAUAAUGGUGCUCGGGCAUUGGGGAAGGUGUUUGAUGUUUUUGGACCUGUGACCGAGCCACACUACUGUGUGAGGUUCAACUCUGUGGAUCACGUGAAGGAGCGCGGAGUGCAGCCCGGCAUGGACGUGUACAUAGCACCGCGCAGCCGCGACCACACCAACUACGUCUUCCUCACAGAGCUCAUGAAAUCGAAAGGUUCCGACGCGUCAUGGCUGCACGAUAUCGAGCCACCUCCGAGCCACGUGGACUACUCCGAUGACGAGGAGGAGCGCCGCGCCAACCGCGCCCGCAAGGAACAGAACAAGAAGACCGACAGCGGGGAGACCAGCAAAACCAAUAGCCAACCGCCCAAGAGGGAUAGGAGAAACCAAAGACCCUCAGAGAGUAGCAAUCGCUUUGGUGGAUAUGAUGCCGGGUACGGGAGAGGAGGAUUGAACCCCUUCUCGGGCCGACGACCGAACACCAACCCCCAGACCAGAUUCGUCAGUCCGUGGUCCGCGUGGGCGUUCAACGACACCAGGACUCCGCCGCACCCCAACGACUCCGCUCCCCGACCUUUUAGGCCGCCGCCCUUCAACCGGCCACCGAUGUGCGUCCCGCCUUUUGAUCCUUACAUUCCUCCUCCGUUCGUAGGCGAUUCGUACCAAUUCGGUGGCAGACCGAGAAUGUUCGGUCCCAUACCGCCCAUGAGCGUCCCGCCGCCGCUGAGGCCGCAGGCGGGGCCCGUGUUCGGCGCUGGCUUCUGCACAGCGCCGGGCCCACAGCCGCAGUGGGCGCGGAGACCGCCGCCGCCCCCCGGCACCUAACUCAAUUUAUAUGUGAAUAUAAUCUGUGUAAUAUAUAUCCUGUCAUAUAAUGUUUACUU
Messenger RNA from Papilio machaon (common yellow swallowtail), 1700 nucleotides. Its product is annotated as H/ACA ribonucleoprotein complex non-core subunit NAF1. Bases 229 to 1641 code for a protein of 470 amino acids. The transcript is spliced from 5 exons. Lineage: Eukaryota; Metazoa; Arthropoda; Insecta; Lepidoptera; Papilionidae. Gene Ontology annotation, cellular component: sno(s)RNA-containing ribonucleoprotein complex. The record is from RefSeq and is a predicted model, not a curated record. Gene Ontology annotation, molecular function: RNA binding. Gene Ontology annotation, biological process: pseudouridine synthesis; box H/ACA snoRNP assembly; ribosome biogenesis.